This is a messenger RNA of Esox lucius (northern pike), 2267 nucleotides long. RefSeq names its product interleukin-1 receptor-associated kinase 4 (gene irak4). Gene Ontology annotation, biological process: protein phosphorylation; signal transduction. Gene Ontology annotation, molecular function: protein binding; ATP binding; magnesium ion binding. The transcript is spliced from 12 exons. The record is from RefSeq and is a predicted model, not a curated record. Lineage: Eukaryota; Metazoa; Chordata; Actinopteri; Esociformes; Esocidae. The coding region runs from base 134 to 1528 and encodes 464 amino acids.
UGAUGAAAACACGUCGCACUCUUUAAGGAAGUUGCUCAAUCUCGGAAAUAACUUGUUUAAAGUGGAUACUUCAGUCAACUUAAAUGAACAACGGCGUUAGCUAUAUUGAUAUCUACUACAUGUAUUACCAAGGAUGAACCCAAUAACAUCAACUACAUUUAUUCGAAACCUUCCCUAUGGGGUUCGACGAAAUCUAUCUGACUUCUUGGACCCUCAAGAAAGUUGGAAAGAAGUUCUUGUUUCCAUUCACAAACCCACGGGGGAGCCGAGGUACUCCCAGCAACAUCUAAGGAGAUUUGAAGCAGUAGUUUUACAGGGGAGAAGCCCUACAAUGGAGUUACUGAAUGACUGGGGGACGUCUAACAGCACUGUGGGAGAGUUAGUUGACAUCCUGAUUAGCCGCAAGUUAUUGGCUGCAGCCAGUAUUCUGCUACCAGAUGCAAUAAACAGCUGCCUUCCAGCAAUCCCCCAGCCAGCUCUUGGUCACAGAGUCAAAGAGAUUGUAUACAACAGUGAUGAUACAACAAGGCCCUUUGGGAGGACAGAGGAACAGCCACUUCCAGACUGCUCUUCAGAGCCACAUAAGGAACACAAAGACACUGCAGGUUUUCUCAGGCUUUCUUUUGAUGAGCUGAGGAGGGUAACGGGUAAUUUUGAUGAGAGGCCGGUAAAUGAGGGUGGGAGCAGACUUGGUGCGGGCGGCUUCGGAACGGUCUACUAUGGCCACAUCAAUGGCAAACCUGUGGCAGUCAAGAAACUACACUCAACAGAAGAGAUCUCACUUGAGGAGCUGAGUGUCCAAUUCAAUCAGGAGAUCCAAACUCUAAUGACGCUGAAACAUGAGAACCUGGUGGAUAUGGUCGGCUUCUCCUGUGAGGGCCAUCACCCUUGUUUGCUGUAUGCCUACAUGUCCAAUGGUUCGUUGCUAGACCGGCUGGCUUGCUUGGACAACAGCCCUCUUCUUUCCUGGCACCAAAGAUGUUUGAUUGCUCUGGGAACAGCCAGAGGCUUGGAUUAUUUGCACAGGAACAGCCAUGUCCAUAGAGAUGUCAAGAGUGGCAAUAUUUUGUUGGAUAAAUCGCUUGUACCAAAAAUCUCCGACUUUGGGUUGACCCGAGCUUCGGCCACAAGAUCGUCGUCGACAGUGAUGACAGAGAGGAUUGUUGGUACAACAGCAUACAUGGCAAACGAGGCACUGAGGGGAGAGAUCACUCCCAAAUCAGACAUCUACAGUUUUGGAGUGGUGUUGCUAGAAAUAUUGUCUGGACAGCCGCCAGUCGAUGAAAACCGUGACCCCAAGUUCCUGAUGGAGAUAAAGGAUGAGAUUGACGAGGAGGAGAUGACCCUGGAGGACUUUGUAGACCAGAAGAUGACAGACUGGGACCUCCCGUCGGUGGAGAGGACCUACUCCUUAGCCAGCGAUUGUCUCAAUGACAAGAAGAACAAACGGCCGUUGACCGAACAGGUACUGUCUGAGCUUGAAGAUGUUGUCAAGAGCAUUUCACUGGAAGAGCUGGGAACUAAGUGAAGUUCAGGCAACAUUCCUUACCGCACUCUUUUUCCUCAAUGUUUGUUUGGCAAAAAACCCUAUUUGAAUCUUUCCAAAUGUAUAUUGUUGAAUUUCAGAAUGUUUCUGCCAGCUAAAUAAGCAAUAUUUAAGAUGUCAAGGCUCUGUCAAAACAUAGCAAUCAUGUAGAAUAAGAAAAGGCCAUCCAGUAUUUGAUUUGAAUACAUUUAUUUUAUUCUUUGUCAUGAAAGUUCCUAUGAGAAGGCAUUCCCUUGUCUGAAGAGGUGUUAAUCUAGUGGUUUGUCUUACAACAUUCAGUAGAGAAGGUAAUGUGGCAGAGAGGAAUUCCAUAGAAUAUUCCCUUCCCUGUUUCUGGGACCGCAAUCUUGUUUCCACACCGUAAGCUGACCCUCCUCUAAUCAGUGAUGUAAAAAACUCCCCCUGUUCUGUCACGUGCCCCCAUCGAUACCAUAGAUACAGAAACAGACGAGACCUUCAAAUCACAGACACCUACACUAUAUACAGCACUUGCAUAGAAAAACUGGUUUCUCAGCAGAUGUUUUAUGUAAACCAAUGUUAUCAAAAAAGACAUUUUCCAAUAUAAAAAAACACUGUAUUAAAAUGAAUGACAUGAGCAAAUAUACAUCUCUUUUUUUUGGGGGGGGGGGGGGGGGGGGGGUGAACCUCUUCAUAGCUGUGCACAUAUAGCAAUGGAGACAUCUGACACAAGAAACAGAAAUUGACAUGGACCUACGUAGAG